This is a messenger RNA of Baudoinia panamericana UAMH 10762, 534 nucleotides long. RefSeq lists its product as uncharacterized. The coding region runs from base 1 to 534 and encodes 177 amino acids. NCBI's taxonomy places the organism in Eukaryota, Fungi, Ascomycota, Dothideomycetes, Mycosphaerellales, Teratosphaeriaceae. The record is from RefSeq and is a predicted model, not a curated record. The transcript has a single exon.
AUGGAAGCGACCUCCAGCAACCUGGCGUCACCCAUGGACGCAGCCCGCACCUCUCCGCCAAUUAUAAUAUAUCAUACGGACCAGCCUGCUACGGACCAGCCUUUCAGCCGCUUGCUAAGCCGAGAACUCCGCAACAUGAUUUGGGCACCCGUCGUAGUGAAUCACAACGGCAAAACAAACAGCGAUCUUACAACAGUCCUUGUAGGGACAGACGCCAACACCCCUGUCCGCCUUCGGCGCGCAAUCGUCGCACAACCCCCCAUCACUCUCGCCUGCCGGCAAACUCGUGAGGAAGCCCUACCCAUCUUCUACAACGUGAAUGCCUUUAUCUGGGCGCUAUCGGCGAGAGAUGUUUGUUACUCGUUCGAGAAGGAGGAGACCAAGCUAUCCAUCGUCGUGCAGUGGCUCAAAGCGCUGACGGAGAGGGAGAGGCGGUGGCUGAGGCGGGUUGUGUUGCAAUGGCAGUCAGGGCAGAUGUUGGCUGUGGGCUUGGCGAAGCAUGAGGUUAUGGAGUUGUCGGGCCGGGGGUGGUGA